AUGAUUGUAGUGCAGUCAGAAAACGCUUUACAUUCAAAAUCUCAACAUCCUUCACGAGCUCCCUCACCUGUAACUUCAGCUCUUCCAUCCUCCACAGCAGCAGAAUCACAUCCACAAAACCACAGCUCGCCCAAACUGCCUCUUCCAAUCAGCAAUCAUCGUAGAUCAAGUUUCUCCACAGACGUAUUGAAUGAUCAAUACGAGGAGAAACCGCUGGUAUCACAGAGAUCAUUUCCUCAUCUAACGUCCAAAAAGCAUAGGCAACAACGCCGUGGAUCAGACACAAUAUCGACUACAGACGAUAUGGGCUCAGAUGGCAGCUUUUCUAUAUCCGCAUCAGCCGAAUCCUCAACCGUUGCAUUGCCGAAUACAACUCGCUUUGCAAAUGAUAAGCGAAAUAACGAUUUCCAUGCUUUGUUUCGAAGCGUACCGGAUCAAGAAAGGUUAAUUGAUGAUUAUGGUUGCGCAUUGCAAAAAGAAAUCUUGCUUCAAGGCAGAGUCUAUAUUUCCGAGCAUCAUCUCUGCUUUAAUGCAAAUAUCUUCGGCUGGAUCACAAAUUUGGUGAUUGCAUUUGCUGAUAUCGAAGACAUUGAAAAGAGAUCAACAGCCAUCUUCAUUCCAAAUGCUAUACUGAUCUCCACUUGCUCCUCAAAACAUUUCUUAGCAUCUUUUCUCUCACGUGAUCAGGCCUAUGAUCAAAUGGUGGAAAUUUGGACGGCUUCUCGUGCUAGUAAUAGCACAAUUCAAGUACAUGCAAGUGGUUUCAAAGGUGAUGAUGCUACUGAAUUUUCUGCAAGUGAUGAGAGUGAUUAUACGUCCUCAGACUACUCUUAUUCAGAUGAAGACGAAGAAGACGAUGAACUUCGUGGUGAUCCUGUCACAGUAUCUAGCCAAAUCAACGACAAAAACAACAAUUCCACACUGAGUGACAGACAGGCAUCACUGGCCUCGCUCCCAUUACCUAAGCAUUUGUCAUCAGCUGAUGAGGCUGCUAGACGCAGAGCUGUUUCAGAGGCUGGCCCACGUCCGAAUAUGCAGGAAUAUAUAAAGAAGAGUGCAGAAUCCACAGCAACAUUAGCACAAGCAGCUUCGACAGCAAGUAAUGCCAAUGGAAACUCGGCCACGGUGACUGACGCGUCUACCAUUACAGCAAGCACAGAAAACGCCAGUGAGAAGAAAGACGUCCAGAUCAAAGAAUAUACAGAGUGUGAAUGUAGCCAGACAGACCAACACUUUCCAACAGUUGUCAUGGACAAGAAAUACGAUACCACCAUUGAGGCCAUGUAUAAUUUACUGUAUAAUAGUACCUUUAUGAACAAAUUCCUGUGUGAGGUAGAGAAAAGUACAGAGGUCUGCAUUGGUGAGUGGACCAAGAACGAUGGUUGUGUGCACUCACGUGAAUCAUCAUACAUCAAAUAUUUGGGUGGGUCCAUUGGUCCAAAGUUAACAAAGUGUUACUUGAAAGAAGAAGUACUUCAUCUGGAUACAGCGGAUUAUGUUAGUCAACUUACUGUAACACAAACACCUGAUGUUCCCUCUGGUGGAUCCUUUAGUGUCAAGACCAGAACAUGUAUAUCGUGGUGCGGUCAAGGUCAAGUCCGCGUGCUGGUCACCGUGCUUGUCGAUUUCACAAAAUCGUCUUGGCUCAAGUCUACCAUUGAAAAGGCUUCCAUCGAUGGCCAGCAAAACUUCUACAAGAGUCUGGAUGCAGCAGUGCGCAAAUAUUUAGAAAGCCAUGCAGGAGAUGCCAAACGCUUAGCAAAUGGUGGAAAGAAGAAGGGAGGCAAGAGAAGACACAAACAUCGCACUCGGGCCGAUGGAGAUCAAGAUGCAGCGUCUCAAUCAGCAGCAACAGCAGCAUCACAAGCCGCAACUGAAAAGCAGCAUAUUGUCAUUGAAACUUUCUCCAGUAUACUCAAUUGGUUGAUUUCCAAUGCAAGCGCUCCAACAACAUCUCAACUUACUGCUAUUUGUAUGGCAAUGAUGGUCAUGACAAACUUGUAUAUUGCUUCUAAAAUGGCAGGUGUCGACAAACAGCUGAAUCAGUUACAACAUCACAAGCGUCAUGGAUCCGAAUUUUAUCAACAUCAUGUUGAUAUUAGCGAUGAGGAUAACUCCCUCUGGAGAUUGCUAAAUAGAUUGGAUCCUGAUGCCAGAAAAGAAGAUCUUCAUUUUGUACAUCAAACGAGACAGCUACCUUUGGCAGAUCCAGUGAACCAUAGCCAUGCCGAUGGAGAAGAAGCUAUUUCAGACGAGCAAUUGCAAUUUUCAAGAUUAGCCAAGCAAAAGCUGGACAAACAAAUGGUUGAGUUGGAGAAGAUGAUCCAAAAGGCUGGGCAAAGCAUGGAGCAGGUAACACAUGCUGUCCAACAUCAGAGAAAGAGGAUCUUUGAUCCAGAGUUCAUUUAA
Mucor velutinosus is the source of this 2409-nucleotide messenger RNA. RefSeq lists its product as uncharacterized. The transcript is spliced from 7 exons. The coding region runs from base 1 to 2409 and encodes 802 amino acids. Gene Ontology annotation, biological process: intracellular sterol transport. NCBI's taxonomy places the organism in Eukaryota, Fungi, Mucoromycota, Mucoromycetes, Mucorales, Mucoraceae. The record is from RefSeq and is a predicted model, not a curated record. Gene Ontology annotation, molecular function: sterol transfer activity; sterol binding. Gene Ontology annotation, cellular component: endoplasmic reticulum-plasma membrane contact site; mitochondrion; cortical endoplasmic reticulum.